GCAGCCUUCCCAGGCAGCGCUCCCAGCUCGGGGCAGAGCAGGUGGAGCGAUGGAAGCCUCGGCAGCCUCUCGCCCGGCCGAGGAGAUGGAGUGGCUGAGGCAGCGCUGCUCGCUGCUGCCCGCUGCCCAGGGCUGUCCCCGCACGGGCCGGGGCACCCUGCUGCUGGUGGUGACUCUGUCUUUGCUGAUGUACCCGGUGCUGAGGAGCCUCGCUCUUCAGCUGCACUCUGCCAUCACUGGCAGCUACAUCUCUGGGACUUACUCCAUUGCCUUCAUCAACUGCGUCAACGAGCAGAUUGCCAAGGAUAUUGCAAGGGCCAUCAUGGAUAAGAAGCUGGCUGCCUACGUGAACAUCCUGCCGAAGAGCUCGGCCUUGUAUUUCUGGGAAGGGGAACUGGAAGAAUCCACUGAAAUACUGCUGUUAGUGAAAACACGGACAUCAAAAAUAGGCGAAUUGUCCAACUAUGUCAGAUCCAUCCAUCCCUUUGAAAUUCCUGAAACCAUCAGCCUGCCUAUUGACCAAGGAAACCCUCUCUACCUCAAAUGGCUGGAGGAAAGUGUCCCAUGGGACUAACUGAGAAGUGCAGAAAGCACCAGGUAAAAUGUGCUGAGCCCUGCUGGUCUCCCUGUGCAGGCUGACACAAGGAAGCAGCUUCUGUCUUCACAGGUUUGCUCUAACACAGAAACUUAGGAUUGGGAAAUUCAUUUGCACUUGAAACAUCCCCUCCUUGGCCUGACCCUGUGCUCCAGGAUGCACGAAGCAGCCCAGAGGCAGCAGGAUGUGGCCAGGCACCCUACAAUGCGCCAGCCCACACCCUCUCCUGCUGUCAUGCAACAUGCUGGUUCAAGUCCUACAGAAUCCAAGGAAACAGCAAACUUGAGCAGAUGCUGCAAGGAUUUACCAGGAGCUGCAAGCAGCACACACACUGACGCUACCUGCCGAGCUGGGCUGAGCUGAGCAACAUCCACGGCCAGUUCAGGGACACACAGUGCAGCAGGACCAGGGCAUCAUCCAGCCCUGCAUCCCUUACCCACACCUGAACAGUGGUUUUCUACCCAGGCCACAUUUAACCUUGCAAGAAGAUGCUCACAUUAAUAAUUUAAUGGGAUGUAACUUAUGGAACAGUAUCAAGUUAUUUAUAUGACUGGGAAGGGAAUAAACAGGAGUGUUUCUUACCUGGGCA
Strigops habroptila (Kakapo) is the source of this 1184-nucleotide messenger RNA. Its product is annotated as protein CutA homolog. Bases 50 to 574 code for a protein of 174 amino acids. The transcript has 6 exons. NCBI's taxonomy places the organism in Eukaryota, Metazoa, Chordata, Aves, Psittaciformes, Psittacidae. Gene Ontology annotation, biological process: response to metal ion. The record is from RefSeq and is a predicted model, not a curated record. Gene Ontology annotation, molecular function: copper ion binding.